Abrus precatorius (Indian licorice) is the source of this 2184-nucleotide messenger RNA. RefSeq names its product ranBP2-type zinc finger protein At1g67325. NCBI's taxonomy places the organism in Eukaryota, Viridiplantae, Streptophyta, Magnoliopsida, Fabales, Fabaceae. Gene Ontology annotation, molecular function: mRNA binding. Bases 117 to 974 code for a protein of 285 amino acids. The transcript has 10 exons. The record is from RefSeq and is a predicted model, not a curated record. Gene Ontology annotation, cellular component: cytoplasm.
GGGGUUUCUUUGUUUUUCUUUUGUGUAUUAUUUCCACAACCUUCAGCUUUAACCAUUUACCGCCCCCCUACCGAGAAGGAGAAGAAGGAUCUGUGUCGCAUUCACUGCUCAUCGUCAUGUCGCAGGUCGAUAACAGAAAUUCGUCAGCUGCUAAGCGUGCCAGGACUGAUGGUAGUCGGAGGGAAGACGAUUGGACUUGCCCUAGCUGUGGCAAUGUCAAUUUCUCUUUCAGGACAACAUGUAAUAUGCGUAAUUGCACUCAACCAAGGCCAGCUGAUCAUAAUUCAAAAUCUGCUGCCAAGCCUCUACAAGCUCCUCAGGGUUAUUCAUCCUCAGCUCCUUAUUUAGGUUCUAAUACUCCCUCUUCUAUAUAUCUUGGUGUCCCACCAUAUGGGUCGUCUCUCUUCAAUGGAUCAUCUAUUCCUCCCUAUGAUGUUCCAUUUUCUGGAGGAUCAGCAUAUCACUACAAUUAUGGCAGUCGCCUUUCUGCUGGCAGUCCUUAUAGACCAUUGCAUUUAUCUGGACCUACACCCUACACCAGUGGAUCCAUGAUUGGAAAUGGUGGGAUCUAUGGCAUGCCCCAACUUCUGGAUCGGUAUGGCCUGGGUGUGCCUAUUGGACCUGGAACGAUGGGCGCUAGGCCAGGAUUUUUUCGUGAUGAUAAGUCUCAGAAAAAGGGUGCAGAUGCGACUCGGGACAAUGACUGGACAUGUCCAAAAUGUGGUAACGUCAAUUUCUCAUUCAGAACUGUCUGCAACAUGAGAAAGUGCAACACACCCAAACCUGGAUCCCAGGCCUCAAAGUCUGACAAAAAUUCUAAGCAAAAGAUGCCUGAGGGAAGCUGGAAGUGCGAAAAGUGUAAUAACAUAAACUACCCGUUCAGAACCAAGUGCAACAGACAGAAUUGUGGUGCUGACAAACCAACUGAAUCAGAAAAAUCUCCUUCUCCAGUUGCGGAUCAAAAUGAUCAGUGAGUACUAGGACAUGUUUGAGGUUUGAGAAGGUCCAGAGUUGUCAUCAAGCAUUGCUCAAUUUGGGUGUCUGACAGUCAGUCUUGUCGUCCUCUAUGUUGCAGCAGUUGUCAAGUCACUCACCUUCUAAUUAUAUGUGUCAAGUUGUUGUAUUAACUGAGAUGGUAUUUUGGUCAUUGUGGAUUGUUAUGAUGCAUGUGUCAGCCAGCUUUCCUGGCAGAAAGGUUACUGCAGGUUCCAGUUUUAAGUUGUUUGUUUUUGGUUCUUAACUGUCUGUGUUUAAGUAUUACUUUAGAUAAAUAGAUGCCUUAAAAGCAUGUGAAGAUUCCAAGUUUUUAGUAAGGUCUCAUUUUAGUUUUGGGUAGUUGAGAAAGUGUCGUCUUGCUAUCCUACCACUUUUAGAAUGUGUUCAUCCGCAUUGCAAAAGCCAUUUUCUUUCGUGGUCAUUGCUUAUAGCUUCAUGGAUGAUUCACGUCGUGUCAUUGAAUUAAAAUUGACCGUAGAUUUUUAGUUGAUUGUGGACUAUUUACACGGUCAUUUAGAUAAGCACUCCUUGCCGAUCAUAUCAGGUUUUUGGUAGUCCUUUAUAUGGUCAUUAGUCGGAGUGCUGAUGUUGAAGUUCCUGGUAUCUUGGCCGAUAUUUUGUUCCCUUGCCUGUCCCUCAUUGACAAUAUUCUAGAAAGUUGAUUAGAAAUUUGUUAGUGUGGACCUUAAAAAAUGUGAAUGUCAAGUGGGUAACUCGUGUCUACUUGGAAUUAUUCUCUGGUACCAUAGUACCCGAAUUUGUGGAGAAAUCAGUUUCAUAAUUUAUGAAACUCGUAUCACAUUAGUGAUACUGUAUCUUUGCUUAGCCCCCAAGGACUAAUUUGGUAUGGAUUUUGUAAAUUUAAAGAAUAACGUGAAUACAUAAAUAAAUUCAAAGAUUAAAAAAGAGAUAAUUUCAAGGACUUGGAUUUCUAUAAGUAUUCACCAGAGUACUGCGCCACACGAAGCAGAGAAUGAUUGGGAAGAGAAGUAACUCGAUAUUGUAGUCCGAAGAAGCUUUUUGUUCUACGAGGGUACAUUGGACAGCAAUGGAUCGAAAAGGUAGACUUUCUUGACGAACGACUUGGUAGAAAUUUUUCUAGGUGUUCAUUAUUGGUAUCGUUUCGUUAUCGGCAUUUUUGUAUUAAAAUUUAGUUCUAUUUGCUUAAUUUUAAGGAUUAAAUUUUGC